Messenger RNA from Anoplophora glabripennis (Asian longhorned beetle), 4774 nucleotides. Its product is annotated as Kv channel-interacting protein 4-like. Lineage: Eukaryota; Metazoa; Arthropoda; Insecta; Coleoptera; Cerambycidae. The coding region runs from base 54 to 863 and encodes 269 amino acids. The record is from RefSeq and is a predicted model, not a curated record. The transcript is spliced from 7 exons. Gene Ontology annotation, molecular function: calcium ion binding.
AAUUGUAAAUUCCGGCGGGCCAAUCAGGUGUGAAUAAACAGAUCAUCGGCGAGAUGAGUUGGGAUGAAAAUUUUUAUGAGGGCCACAAGAAUGAAGUUUCGGAAGAGCAAAUAGAAAUGAGCAAUAUGGAAAACUCAGAACCAGAACUGAUUGAAAAGGAAAAGAAAAGUACCAACGGGUGCUUGGGAUUCCUGAAAAAAACUUGGGCAAAGUUUACCGAAACCAAAGAAAUAAAUCCGGAUGAUUUGGACAGCCUCGACAUGUAUUACCUAAACUCCGAGCUCGAAGACUUGGAGACACCUCCCCGCUACCGACCGGACAGCCUGGAAGCCCUCUGUCGAGCCACCCGCUUCACUCAGGCGGAGAUCAAGAGGAUCUACCGGGGCUUCAAGGCGGAGUGUCCCACCGGGGUCGUCAAGGAAGAGACUUUCAAGAUGAUUUACGCCCAAUUCUUUCCACAAGGUGCCAACACUAGCCAAUAUGCCCAUUACGUUUUUAACACAUUGGAUCAAGAUCGCAGCGGACUGAUCAGUUUUGAGGAUUUCGUGCAGAACCUGUCCAUCCUGUCGAGGGGCUCGCUGGACGAAAAGCUGCGCUGGGCGUUCUCCCUCUACGACAUCAACGGGGAUGGCUGUAUCACACGUGAGGAAAUGACGGAUAUUGUUUCCGCUAUCUACGACCUGAUGGGGAAGCUGUCCGAGCCCUGCAUAGACGAAGACACGGUAAAGGAGAAAGUGGAUAGGAUAUUUCAAAAAAUGGACAAGAACAGGGACGGCGUCGUCACGCUGGACGAGUUUUUGGAGUGCUGCCGGAAAGACGAGGGCAUCUCCACCUCCAUGGCGGUGUUCGACUCGUCGAUAUGACGUUCGCCCGUCGGCGUUCGGGCACCUCCUCCAACGUGGGCAUGAGGCGAAUGUCGGCGACUUGUGUCUUCGAAUCAACUACGACCAACUUUAUUAACUAUAGGAAGCAAGAUUUGAACGACGCGGUGAUACCAGUGGCGGCGGUGUAAAAUAUCAUAAACAGGGCCGGACUGUCUAUAUUUAUACAAUUUUUAAUUUACUUAAAUUAUAGAUUUUCAUGAGCUACGUCAGAGUUACAAGUUUUUUUAAUAUUUUGACAGUGAAAAUUUGAGAUAAGCAUAAUUUAAAUUCUGAAGUUAUAUCCUGGAAUUUACCAAACAAAUAUCUGACGGACACUGGCGCUGACCCUCUGACCAUGAACUGAAAUACAUUUUUUCACACUACGCAAAUCGCAUUAAAUAUUACUUUUGAUAUUAGUCGAAAUAUUACAAAAUACCAAGUCUUAAGUAGGUAAAUGUUGUGUCACUGACUGUAUGCAUUGAUAUUUUAAUACAUUUUAAUGUACCCAUAUUUUUAAACGUGUUGGAUUUCACCGUCGCUAUUCUGUAAACAUGUAUUUACUAAUUGUUUAUACCAGGAAAUAUACGUGUAGAUAUAAAGAUAUAUUUUAAAUAAACGCAUAAUAUUAAAUAACAUGAGGAAUGCUCUGUUUCCGUUGGAAAGUAUACUCGUAAGUAUGUGUUAACCUCAUCCUUAUUUUUAAAGGGACGUAUAGUCACUUCAUAUAAAUCAAUCAACAAAAUUUAAUCAAACUUAAAGAUAAUUUUAUAUUAUUGCAUGUAAUAGAAACGUUGUAAAUUUUCUAGUUUCAAUGCAUUGACAACAAACUAGAGCCAAUAGAAUUAGUUUUAAUUUAUUGUGCAAUUUCGUAAAUUUUUAGAAACAUUCAAUUCAGCAGUACCAAAGUCAAUAAUAUAAAAAAAAAAUUGGUUACCUUCUAAUACCAUUUGUAAUAUGUUUUAUUUCUACAUUUUCUAUAAGCAUUUAACCCCUUAAGUAAUGGUGAAAAAAUCAGGUGGAUAGUUUUAUUAUUACCUGUGACAAAUAUUGGGAUGUUGAAUAAGGUCUCGCUGUUUUUUUUUUCGUGAAGAUUAAUGCUUUAUUUAAAAAUAUUAGUAAAAAACAUGUCACUCAAGGUAUUGUCUAUGGCAAGCCACUACUUUGUCGUAUCUUUCUGACAGCAUAUUGAUUCGAUGUUGGAAAUACGACACGUAUUUUGGGGCUGUCCUAGAGUUGAUCCAUAUUUUGGCAUCUUCAUAAGAAUGGAAAAGUUGAUCAGCCAAGCCAUGUACCAUCGAUCGGAACAAGUGAUAAUCGGAAGUGGAAUCCCAUUUAAGCGUUUUCCAAGUAGGUUUUUACUGGCAGGUACUGCAAUAUCUUUGCGAGCAUUGUCAUGCUUCAAUACUCGACCAAAAUGCAUCAAUUGUAGUCGAUGCCGAUCUCCCGUGAAUAUUUCAUUCGGUUUGAGCAGCUCAUAAUAAAUUACACUCAGCUGAUUCCACCAAAUGCAGAGGAGAAGCUUGGAACGAUGAAUAUUUAACUUUGCUGACGAUGUUGACUCAUGACCGGGCUUGCUCAUCGAUUUUUUACGUUAACGUAGCAUAGCGUAUCCAUUUUUCAUCUCCAGCUACAAUACGAUGCAAAAACCUUUCCUUUUCUGCCAUUGAAGCAGGGUUUGACACGUGGAAAGACACCGUUUGACGUCUCUCGGCCUGAACUCAUUCGGCACCCAAUGUUCUUGCCUUUGAAUCAUUCUUAAUGCUUUGAAACGUUUUGAAACUGUUAUGUAGUCAAUUCCUAGUGAUUCUGCAAGUUCACUAGCGUCUGACAUGAGUUUUCAUGAAAUACCUAAUCAGUUCUGAAGAUUCUAAACCAAUCUCUGCAUGUUGUGUGCCCCAGAGAGCAUGGUCGCCGUGUCUCAACAAGAAUUAUGUGUGCUUCAGCUGUAGAUUUCUUUUGAAUAGAGUGGUGCAAUAAAAUUCCCAGCAUUCUUUUUUUGGCACGAAAUUCGACAUGUUUAACACCUAAAAAAAAAGUAGUUUACUCUUCGGCGAAAUAAUAUACACUGAUGUUCAAGCUUGCUUAUGGUAGGUACUACUUUCUAGGCGCUACCACGUUAAACGACCUGCUUGCAGUUCUGAUGACGCCAUCUGUUGGAAAACAACGAGAAUUUAUUGCAGACCAUAUGUGACGUCACACCGUUCGACUGGCUCGGGCUACGACUCAAUGCACUAUGAGCUAUUGUCUCUAGCUAUUUAUUUGUAGUAUAGUUUUACUUUUUCCAUGUAUUGGUUACAAAAUAAUAUAAUUAACCUUUAUGCCAAAAGGAUCAGAUUUAGGUUUAAAAAUAUACACCUUUCACUUAGUGGAAUUAUGGAAGCUGUGGACUUAAUAAAAUCUGAACCGUAAGAAUAAAUUGGCAAGUAAUAAGUAAGUAUAUAUUUAAUAAUUUUAUGCUACAGUCAGCUAUAAAAGUCAGCACAACUAUUUCAUUAAACCUUAUAAUAAUUGAAAAAUAGGUAUAGUUCAUUCACGUUUGUUUGUUCAACCAAAAUGUAUUUACUCAUUCAUUAAUUUCAUUUCAAACUGACCAAGUCAUUUUAAAUUUAAGGUUGAGGUUGACCUAUAUCUGCUGUUCUUAAAGUAUUGUUUACGAUAUUAUAAGAAGCAUUAAUUUUAUAAUGCCACUUAAACUAUGAAAUUUGAGAGAUAAAAAGGAAUUUAUAGUAUUGUGAGUGUAUUGUGAAUUAUUUAUUAUUUACGUGACUUUCUAACUAAAAUUGAAAAAUAUUUCUCCCUGUGUGUUAAAGAACAACAUGGAAACAGCGUUUCCCAACUUUUUUUUGCAAAAUGUAACCAUAUCUCUAUAUAAUUAAUUAAUUAAGAAAUAGCUUUAUUAUUCAUUAAUUAAUUAUGAUGAAUUAUCAAGAUAUAUCAAAUAUUUCUUUGAUUUUUGCAACUUGACAGUUUUGAUUGUAAGCAAAACUCGCAAUCCAUUGCUCAGAACGUCCUAACUGCUGCAACCACUCACGAUCCUUCUAGGUACUAAAUAAUUAAAAUAUUUAUACUGUAGUUAUAUAUACAACUCUUAUGUACAUCAAACUAUACCUAUACUCGUAGAAUAGAAGAGAAUAAAGAAACCUUUAUUUGUCAACAUAUCUGCAAGUCGUUUUAGACAGUUGUUGAUGCGUAAGACUGUAUCAUAUCUUCCGCAUGCUUUGAACAAUGAGAAAGAUGCCAGGGGAAUAGAUUUGUGCCCAAAUAUCCACUAUACAUAAAUAUACCUAAGCUUUCACAAGCCCAAUUUGUCUCGAAUUUGCUUUUAAACACUAUAUAAGUAGUAUAAAACAUUAACUUUUUGAACAGUAUUUUUUUAUGUUUGUUCUCAACUAAUAUAAAAAAUAAAUGAAGAAAACUUCUUUGUCCAGAAUAAUUUUUCUUAUACUUCUACGGCGUAUUGAACUAAUACUGAUAUUUAUGAAGGAUUUUUGUUUCAUCUUGGUUUGUUAUAAUAUUUAGUUUAAUAUUAUUGUUUUUCAUAUUAUUUUCUUAGGGCUAGUAGUUUUCGAGUAAGAGAAGCCUAGAUGUAAAGCACAGUGAAUAACUGUUCCGUAAAAUGCUUGCUUUAUUAUAAUGAAUUGAAAAAUUUAAAAUUUCCUUCUAAAUAUUUAGAACCCUGUCCAUAUUUUUGUAAAGCUAACUUAGUAUACGUAUAAGUACGGAGACUUCAUAAAUGAUUACAAGUCGCGUGACCAGUAUUUUUGUUUUAAACAGUGAUUUUAUUUCCUUCAUGUAGGCAAUUUAAAUUAUCAAAUCAAUAAGAGUAAGAUUACAUUAUAAUAUAUCUCUACUCCUCAUUCUAACUACGAGAAUUAGCCCAUAAGUCGGAGACUUGUACGGGAGAGGAGGCG